UCCACCCGAAAGAACAAUUCGGCCCGCGUCCUACUGCUGUUUCCUUGCGCGGAUCGUACAUAACCAACGCGAUCAACCCCCAACGAUACCUAUCCAAAGGUCUACCUCUUCGGACCUGGUAGUCUACCGGUGAAGCGCGUGGACCCGUGUGGUAUCGCCAGCGCAGAAGUCGAGUGCGCUUCCUUCGGAGCAACGGUUGCACUGCGACAGCUUUCUACCGAUGCCAAAAGAUCCAAUGUCGUCAUCGCUGCUGCUGCCACUGCUCUUCAUAGGCUGUUUAUCGUUCUACGGUCAGUGUGCUACCAUAUCGAUCACUCCAGGAGGCACCGCUUUUCAGGAUGCCCUCGAUGUGGUCAACCCUGGUGACGUCAUUGAACUCGGGAAUGGAGAUUACUGGGAAGAUCUCAAGACACGGACCGAUGGGACGGUCGACAUGCCAAUCACUAUCCGCGGGGCUGGAGGGACAGACGACAGAGAAAACGUUGUUCUGCGUGGCGCUGGCACUAGCACCAGGGUGUUAGAAAUCAAGCACGACUACUACAUCGUCGAGGACUUCACGGUAAACGGAGAUGCGGAAGAUGAUCCAGACCGCGAUGCGGAUUCCGAUUCGCCCGAGGAUAUGUGGCGCGACGUACUCAUCUACGCCGUCGCCAACCGGGAGCCCACCGAAAGGGAUGGGGGAUAUGUUUCUGCGAUAGACGGCCUUGUGAUUCGCAACAUGGCGGUUACCAACGCCGGUGGCGAGUGCAUCCGCUUGCGCGACCACGUGACGUACGCCGAGGUGUACAGCAACCACAUCACCGACUGCGGCAUCUUCGACUUCAGGGAAGACGGCGACGGCAAGAACGGAGAAGGUGUAUAUGUCGGAACCUCGAGCAGUCAGUGGGACAAUGAUAACAACUGGGAUGACGUACCAGACGCGUGCAUGGGCAACAUCAUCCGUGACAACUACAUCAGGACUAGGGGUAAUGAAGGUAUUGACGUGAAAGAAGGAAGCGUUGACACCCUCAUCGAGUACAACGAGGUGUACAUGCAAUACGACGACGACUCCGGAGGCAUCGGAAGCCGUGGUGACCGGAGCAUCAUCCGCUACAACCACAUCGAAGACACGGACGGCGCGGGUGUCCGUCUAGGAGGCCACACCGUCGACAGUACCGAAUACGGCAAAAAUAACCAGGUUUACGGAAACACCAUGGUCGACUGCCGGCACUCCGCCGUAAAGGUCAUGGUCGACCCCCAGGGUCAGAUCUGCGACAACGACGUCACACUUCCUGAUGACAUUGAUGAGGACGACUACGAGUACUCCGGAGGAGACUUCUACUACGAUCCGUUGAAACCUUGUGACUCUUCACCCACGCCGGAGCCCGGGCCAACCCCUACACCGGUGACACCAUCACCGGAGACAACACCCGAGCCAACGACCGAGCCGCCAACGACCGAGCCGCCAACGACCGAGCCGCCGACGACCGAGCCGCCGACGACCGAGUCGCCAACGACCGAGCCGCCAACGACCGAGCCGCCAACGACCGAGCCGCCAACGACCGAGCCGCCAACGACCGAGCCGCCAACGACCGAGCCUCCAACGCCCGAGCCAACGACCGAGGCCACCCCUGAAACCCGUGGUACGUGCAGCGACGGUAUUGAGGGCAUCGACGGCAACGGCGUCGUCUGCUGCCCCCUUGGCUGUGGCCAAUGCGCGGGUUCGGGGUGCAGCAUUGCUGGCGCUGCGAAUGGUCUUACCUCUAGUUCAUGCUGUGGAGGAGGGAUCAAGAGUAGCGGCAACUACUGUGACGACACCGGGGUAGCCCCAUGCAUCUACGGCAGCGCUCCCGAUACUGACGAUGAUGACGAUGAUGACGAUGACGAUGAUAUUGGCACGUGCAGCGACGGCAUUGAGGGCAUCGACGGCAACGGCGUCGUCUGCUGCCCCCUCGGCUGUGGCCAAUGCGCGGGUUCGGGGUGCAGCAUUGCUGGCGCUGCGAAUGGUCUUACCUCUAGUUCAUGCUGCGGAGGAGGGAUCAAGAGUAGCGGCAACUACUGUGACGACACCGGCGUGGCCCCAUGCAUCUACGGCAGCGCCCCCAACGCUGACGAUGAUGACGACGGUAGCGAUGAGGGUGAUGAUGAUAGUGAGGAAGACGAUGAUGAAGAUGAUGUUGGCACGUGCAGCGACGGCAUCGAGGGCAUCGACGGCAACGGCGUCGUCUGCUGCCCCCUCGGCUGUGGUCAGUGCGCGGGUUCGGGGUGCGGGGCUGCUGGCGCUGCGAAUGGUCUUACCUCUAGUUCAUGCUGCGGAGGAGGGAUCAAGAGUAGCGGCAACUACUGUGACGACACCGGCGUGGCCCCAUGCAUCUACGGCAGCGCCCCCAACGCUGACGAUGAUGACGACGGUGACGAUGAGGGUGAUGAUGAUAGUGAUGAAGACGAUGAUGACGCGACUACGUGCAGCAACGACCUCGAGGGCAUCGACCACAAGGGCGAGGUCUGUUGUCCACUUGGGUGUGGCCAGUGCGGAGGUUCGGGAUGCAGCACUUCUGGCGCUUCAAACGGUCUUGGCGCAGAGUCUUGCUGCUCAUCGGAGGUGAAAGAUAGCGGCAGGUACUGUGACGACGCGAACGAGGCCCCGUGUAUCAUUUAAGGCGACGACGACGAUGACGACGACGCUGCUUCAGGCGCGGCGUGAAUCGGACAUUUUAACGUCAAAUGCCAGAUUUCUCGUCACCAACAACCCUGUCUCUCACGGAGCGAAUGUGUGCACAAGUUUUGCCAAUGGACUCUGGGGUGCGGUGGCGUUUUCCAUCAGCAAAGGGAUCGUGCUGGUGGGCGGUUCGGUGUGUUCCCAUCAAUCGGGGGGCAAGCAUUCUCCCGAAUGUAAUUGUUUUUUGGUGUUAUAGUGUCUCGUGGAAUCAUCAGUGUAAUACUAUGACUUUGGAAGGAAGCGUUUUGUGGUAUUCAUCAUGUUCUUUUGCCACACAAUGCUCAUGAGAACUGUUGUUGCAUCAUAACUACAGUUCGAUUAUUGUAUGAAGUAUUUUGUGGAAGCCAGGAUAUUCGUAUCUUCUGUUACGUGCACAUACAUGCGAAGGGAGUAAAAAACCUUCGACAGACAAUAAUUCAUCGCUCUACUCUGGAUCUUUACUCUGUGGGUUAUUUGCUCCGACAGGAGUCGGGGUGGACCUUUAUGGUUGGGACCG
Messenger RNA from Ectocarpus sp. CCAP 1310/34, 3194 nucleotides. The record is from the annotation of a GenBank genome assembly. Lineage: Eukaryota; Phaeophyceae; Ectocarpales; Ectocarpaceae.